UCCAUUUAGGAGUAAAAACUGUUUGAAGUUAAUAAAUCAAGAACAACCAAUCCAAGAAGUUUCAAUCUCAUCAAGGAUUAAAAAUGUUCGGUACUCUACGAGUCACCUUCUCAGUCCUCAUCAUUCUUCUCACUUCAGAGAUGUUUCACUACUGCUCAGCCGACGAUGUGGUUGUAGAUACAGAAUCCAGACCUCCACAAUCUCGACCAUUUGGAAUGCCCUCGCAAGUUAUCUCCCGAGUGAUGGAACAAAUGCAAAGCAUGAAUUUGGCAGAACAAAUGCCUAUGCUUACGAAACCAUUUAUUCAAGCAAUGAAGAAUGUGAUUGUCAGUAUCGAACAGCUUCAAACUUCAAUGAGCGUAUUAGAAACCGCACCAGUACCAAACGCAUAAAAUCUGCCAUUCUAACCAGACCAUUACGACUAAACUGAUUUUAUCAUUUUUGUUUUAUUUUGUUAAUUCUAACAAAAAUGUUUAUUUGUAACAAAAAAUCGAUUAAUUAACAAAAUCGUUUGUGUGAAUAUAUCUGUUUGAUUUAAAAAUAAAG
Messenger RNA from Belonocnema kinseyi, 546 nucleotides. RefSeq lists its product as uncharacterized. The record is from RefSeq and is a predicted model, not a curated record. The transcript is spliced from 2 exons. The coding region runs from base 84 to 392 and encodes 102 amino acids. NCBI's taxonomy places the organism in Eukaryota, Metazoa, Arthropoda, Insecta, Hymenoptera, Cynipidae.